Messenger RNA from Paramecium tetraurelia, 1195 nucleotides. RefSeq lists its product as uncharacterized. The record is from RefSeq and is a predicted model, not a curated record. The transcript is spliced from 3 exons. Lineage: Eukaryota; Ciliophora; Oligohymenophorea; Peniculida; Parameciidae.
AUGAAUCAAAUUGAAUGUGAGAAAUGCUAAACUGUUCCUGAGAAAUUCGUUUGCUUAGAUUGUGAACAUUCCUUUUGCCUUUCGUGUUUAGCUAAAUUGUUUAAAUAACACGAAAGCUAGAUUGAAUGUGCAACAUGUUUCGAAAUAACACUACUAGAUGAUGAAACUAUUAAUGCUUUGAUGGAAGCUAAAUUACAAUUAAUUUAACCCCCAUUUAUCAUGCCUUAUACUACGUCGAAAAAAUAAAAUAAUCAAAAAGAUUAAAUGUAAAUUAAAGGUCAUCCAUUUAUUGAAAGACUAAAUGUCUCUAUUGAAAAAUGUUUAGACAAUAUUCGAGUCAUUUAAUUUGAUAGAUAAAAGAUAAGGGAAAUCUCAAAUAAAAUUAAAUAGGAUCUUGAAUCAGAAUUUAAAUCCUUGCAUCUAUAUCUAGAUGAUAAAUAAGAAGCAUUUAUGAAUGAGAUCUCCAGAUUUGAAACUCUGAAUUCUACUAAUUUAUAAAAAUAAGAAGAUGGAUUCCAGAUAGAUAUCAAAGAAAUGCAAAUAAUGAAGGAUGAAAUUAAAAGUAUAUUAUAGUAGCAAACUGGAAUUUAAAAUGAUAUUGAGCAAUUCAAAAUCAUAUUGAAGCAGAUUGAUGAAAUUACUAUCAAAACAAAUUAAUAAUAUUAAAGUCACCUUAAGCAAUUUUAAGAUGAAAUAUAUAAACUACCUCUUUAAUGGACUGAUUUUUCAAGUGCUUAUAAACAAUUUUUCAGUAGCUUCGAUACAGGGAUUUUGUAAUCAAUUAUAUCACAAAAGCAAAAAAUAGAUGAUGUAGAGAGUGAAUUAACAAAAGAAUCAAGUAGACUGUUUAAACAAGCAUAGUUUAUAACAGUAAAUCGAUUGGAAAAAAUUCAUUAAUCUUUGGCUAGUUAAAUCUCUAAUACAAAUGUUAAACCUAUUAAAGCAUCUCAUAAAUCUCAUAUAUCGUUAUGUUCUCCUCCCAGAAAUAGUUUUCUUUAAGAUGAAUACUAAAUUCCAAGGAAAUCAAGUAGAGUUGAGUUAUCCAGUAAAUUAUAAAGUACAGCGGAAACCAGGGUCAAUUCAAUGAAUAGAAAAAACACAAGAACUAUGAUACCAAAUUUAAAUUUGGGAGGAAUCUCGUUUAUCAAAUGACUUUAAUAUAUAUUUAUAGUAAUUUCUGGAAGGUUUGAUUUGU